AUGGAUCAAAUGCUACCGAGUCCGGGGUUUUCAAUCCCGAGCAUCGGGACUCCCUUACAUCAGCCUGAAGCUGACCAGCAAAUCCUGCCGACAGCGGUUUUCCAGCAACAACUCGCGUCCAGUCAGCAAAUGCAACAAAUGAACCAAAUGGCUGGGCAGCAAGUAGGCCAGUCAAUGGGACAAGGUAUGUCUGGUGGAAUGGGCCAAGGCAUGGGUUCGUUUGGGGAUAUGAGCGGACUCGGAAUGCCAUCAUUGAUGGCGACCCCAACAAAACAAAUGCACACUUAUAACCCCAGUUUUACGCCACAAAGCAUGAUGCAGCCGCAGACACCGCAAAGCCUCAUGUCCCCGAUGGCACCAAUGACGGAACGCACGGAAAAUAUUGGCAGCGUAAACAUCCACCAGACUAUGGGCCCUGCUACUCCGAUGACCCCUAUGACGCCUGGAUCUGCGGAUCCGGGAAUAGUUCCCCAAUUACAGAAUAUCGUAUCCACUGUGAAUCUAAGUUGUAAGCUGGACCUGAAAAAGAUCGCUCUACAUGCACGUAACGCCGAGUACAAUCCAAAGCGUUUCGCCGCCGUCAUCAUGCGAAUUCGAGAACCCCGAACGACCGCCUUAAUUUUCUCGUCGGGUAAAAUGGUGUGCACGGGCGCAAAGAGCGAAGAGGAUUCACGUUUGGCGGCCAGAAAGUACGCUCGAAUCAUACAGAAACUUGGCUUCAUGGCAAAGUUCUUAGACUUCAAAAUCCAAAACAUGGUGGGCAGUUGCGAUGUGAAAUUCCCAAUUCGUCUAGAGGGUCUGGUGCUCACGCACGGCACUUUCAGCUCCUACGAACCUGAGCUGUUCCCUGGUCUUAUUUAUCGAAUGGUCAAACCUAGAAUAGUAUUGUUGAUAUUCGUCUCAGGGAAAGUGGUGCUGACGGGCGCCAAGGUCCGACAGGAGAUCUACGAAGCAUUUGAUAAGAUCUUCCCGAUCCUGAAGAGUUUCAAGAAGCAAUGAAGUCGUUUUUCUGCGAGCGGACAAAAUUGCGACUUGUUAGUUGUAAGCGGUAUGUUCUUGAAGAUUCGGUAGAUAAAAUUCGCCGUGAAUGAGAUGGAAUGAAAGUUGUUUAAGGCAUCUGGAUUUGAUUCUUUGUCGUAGUGACCGUGUAUAAUACAAAGUGUUUUCAAUUGGGCUACGGAACACGCCUGGUAGUAUCUCUAACGAAUUUUAUCGUUGCAGAAGAUAUGAUAAUAGUUGAUUGUCUGAUAAUCAUAAUUUUUGUAAAAUAAAACUUAAGAUAUUGCAUAAGUA
Molecule: messenger RNA, 1293 nt
Organism: Hermetia illucens (black soldier fly)
Lineage: Eukaryota; Metazoa; Arthropoda; Insecta; Diptera; Stratiomyidae
Gene: Tbp
Product: TATA-box-binding protein
Exons: 4
Coding region: 1-999 (332 amino acids)
Biological process (GO): DNA-templated transcription initiation
Molecular function (GO): RNA polymerase II general transcription initiation factor activity; DNA binding
Source: RefSeq, a predicted model, not a curated record